GCCGCCCCCGGCGGCUGGCGCGGGCGGUGCAGCAUGCGGCAAAGCUCUUUGCAUAAAUUAUGCUCAUGACGCAGCAGCUAAAAAAAUCCAAGUAGCAGAAGGAGGGAAAAAAGGGGGGGAGGGAAAAAGGGGGGGGUCGUGGAAGGGGGGAACGAAGAAAAAUAUAUACCUGACCGCCCCCCCCCCCACCCGGCUUCCCCUUCCCGCUUCCCGGCCGUCCCCCCUCCGCCCGGCGUAGCCCGCGGAGCCCCCUUCGGCUCUGCCCAGCCCAGGCCGGGGGCCUGGGGGCGGCGGCGGGUCCCGACCAGCUCCCGGGCCGAGCGGAGCCCAGCCAAGCCGCACUGGCUUCUUUGUCUGCGGGCGGCGGCCGCCGUGGCCCCGGCCCCGGCCCCCCUGGCCCGGGCUGUGAGAUGAAUCUCUAAUCGGUGGCCGCCAGGCACCCGCGGCGAAGGCGGCUCGGGCUCGGGCUCCGUAGAUGCCCUGUUGUCCUACAAAGAUUGGCUGCUGCUGCCUUACGCCUAAUGACCUUUGGAGUUGGAAAAUUCUUCUCCCCAUGAAAUGAAGUGCUAGGUGUGGGCCGGCCCCCACCCGACCCUGACAAGUGACCAUGGAUCCUGGAGCCGGGUCAGAGACAUCUCUGACUGUCAAUGAGCAGGUCAUCGUGAUGUCAGGUCAUGAGACUAUCCGAGUGCUGGAAGUCGGAGUGGACGCCCAGCUCCCCGCUGAGGAAGACAGCAAAGGGCUGGAGGCUGUGGCCGCCGAGGGCUCCCAGCGCGGAGACCCUGCUGAAGCCAGUCAAGCUGCUGGUGAAGCUGGGCCAGACAACCUGGGCUCCUCUGCAGAGGCAACUGUGAAGUCACCCCCGGGGAUCCCUCCGAGCCCUGCCCCUGCCAUUGCCACCUUCAGCCAAGCCCCAAGCCAGCCUCAGGCAUCGCAGACCCUCACGCCACUGGCUGUACAAGCUGCCCCCCAGGUCUUGACUCAGGAAAACUUAGCCACAGUUCUGACAGGAGUUAUGGUUCCAGCAGGGGCAGUUACUCAACCUCUUCUUAUCCCCAUCAGUAUUGCAGGUCAAGUGGCUGGUCAGCAGGGGCUGGCCGUGUGGACAAUUCCUACAGCAACCGUGGCUGCCCUCCCAGGACUGACCGCUGCUUCUCCUACGGGGGGAAUUUUCAAGCCACCUUUAGCCGGUCUCCAAGCAGCUGCUGUGCUGAACACCGCUCUUCCGGCACCCAUACAAGCUGCCGCACCAGUACAGGCCUCCUCGACGGCCCAACCCCGGCCACCAGCCCAGCCCCAGACGCUGUUCCAGACCCAGCCGCUGCUGCAGACCACACCUGCCAUCCUCCCGCAGCCCACUGCUGCCACCGCUGCUGCCCCUACCCCCAAGCCAGUGGACACCCCCCCACAGAUCACCAUCCAGCCUGCAGGCUUCGCAUUUAGCCCAGGAAUCAUCAGUGCUGCUUCCCUCGGGGGACAGACCCAGAUCCUGGGGUCCCUCACUACAGCUCCAGUCAUUACCAGCGCCAUUCCCAGCAUGCCAGGGAUCAGCAGUCAGAUCCUCACCAAUGCUCAGGGACAGGUUAUUGGAACCCUUCCAUGGGUAGUGAACUCAGCUAGUGUGGCGGCCCCAGCACCAGCCCAAAGCCUGCAGGUCCAGGCCGUGACCCCCCAGCUGUUGUUGAACGCCCAGGGCCAGGUGAUUGCGACCCUGGCUAGCAGCCCCCUGCCUCCACCUGUGGCUGUCCGGAAGCCAAGCACACCUGAGUCCCCUGCUAAGAGUGAGGUGCAGCCCAUCCACCCCACACCAACCGUGCCCCAGCCUGCUGUGGUCAUUGCCAGCCCAGCUCCAGCAGCCAAGCCAUCUGCCUCUUCUCCUAUCCCAAUUACCUGCUCAGAGACCCCCACCGUCAGCCAGUUGGUGUCCAAGCCACAUACUCCAAGUCUGGAUGAGGAUGGGAUCAACUUAGAAGAGAUCCGGGAGUUUGCCAAGAACUUUAAGAUCCGGCGGCUCUCCCUGGGCCUUACACAGACGCAGGUGGGUCAGGCUCUGACUGCAACGGAAGGUCCAGCCUACAGCCAGUCAGCCAUCUGCCGGUUCGAAAAGCUGGACAUCACACCCAAGAGUGCCCAGAAGCUAAAGCCGGUGCUGGAAAAGUGGCUAAACGAAGCCGAACUGCGUAACCAGGAAGGCCAGCAGAACCUGAUGGAGUUUGUGGGAGGCGAGCCCUCCAAGAAACGCAAACGCCGCACCUCCUUCACCCCCCAGGCCAUAGAGGCUCUCAACGCCUAUUUUGAGAAGAACCCGCUGCCCACAGGCCAGGAGAUCACCGAAAUUGCUAAGGAGCUCAACUAUGACCGUGAGGUCGUGCGGGUCUGGUUCUGCAAUCGGCGCCAGACGCUCAAGAACACCAGCAAGCUGAACGUCUUUCAGAUCCCUUAGGGCUUAGCCCCUGGCCCUGUGUUCCAGCACUUUGUCCAUGUCCUGUGGCACCUGGCUGCAGCCACUGCCAUGACAGCACCUGUCAUCUUGCCACAUGCAGCUGUGCUCACCCCAGGUCAUCAGACUCCACCGUGUGCAUGUGCAUCAAUGUCCCUCUUUUCUCCCACACAUCUCACAUCAUGGGGAGGCCAGAGGGGGCCACAUGAGAGCUCCAGGCUCUGGGCUGGUCACUCCGAAGAAGAGGAUUUGUGUUGUCACUUAGAGAAGCACCCUGCUAGCAUGGUUUCUGAAGGGUGAAUUCUGGUGGGGAACCAGAAACUCCCUGUCUUUGGGUCAGGGCUGAAGCAGCUCCUAAGGACCACUGGCCAUUAGCUCUUGCUUUGGACAGCGUUCUCUUUCCACCUUCUCUUCUCCUUUGCUCCUCUGCGUUAGUGUGGCAGGUAUGACCACUCAUCCAGUGGAACCACAGCCUCACACUGCCCUUCCGCCCCCACACUUUUCCUGCAGGCGCACCGAAAGGACCCAGGAGAUACAAUUCAAAAAAAGUGUGAUGUGCUGCUCAGAAGGUCAGACUCAAUGUCUGCCUUGACCUCAAGGUCAGAAGGUUCCCAAACCCCUGGGGCUGGAACAUGGGAUCUCCUCUCCCACCUCUUCCUGGUUCCUUUGCGGGGAAAAUUGCACUAAAACAGAACGUUUUCUUAAUCCAUGUUGGAAGGAAGCAACAGUGAACUCUACCUGUCCUGGAGUUGUCCUGGGUCAGCAGAAGGUUGGGAAUUUAGAAAAUCGGGCUGUUCUUUCAUGUUUUAAUCUAAUCUCUGUCAAUGGCCAUCCCUCCCACAAAAAAACGUGGGUUAAGAGAACUUGCAGACUGGAUGUGCAAGCAAAUGGGCAACUCUGGAGAAAAAUAAGGACAGGAACGCUGACUUUCUCUUUCUUUCUCUUGUCCCCACACCCCUUCCCAACCCAAUACUGGGGCCUUCUCAAAAGGAGCAAAUUAAACAAUAAACCAGACAGCAAGGCCCUGGGGGAAAGGACAACAUCCUGAAAUAAAUCAUGGCGCCCAGGAAGGUCUCUUGUGGAAGUUAA
This is a messenger RNA of Nomascus leucogenys (northern white-cheeked gibbon), 3529 nucleotides long. It is a transcript of the gene POU6F1, whose product is annotated as POU class 6 homeobox 1. The record is from RefSeq and is a predicted model, not a curated record. Gene Ontology annotation, biological process: regulation of transcription by RNA polymerase II. Lineage: Eukaryota; Metazoa; Chordata; Mammalia; Primates; Hylobatidae. The transcript is spliced from 12 exons. Bases 608 to 2443 code for a protein of 611 amino acids. Gene Ontology annotation, molecular function: RNA polymerase II cis-regulatory region sequence-specific DNA binding; DNA-binding transcription factor activity, RNA polymerase II-specific.